Molecule: messenger RNA, 1038 nt
Organism: Sinocyclocheilus rhinocerous
Lineage: Eukaryota; Metazoa; Chordata; Actinopteri; Cypriniformes; Cyprinidae
Product: RNA-directed DNA polymerase from mobile element jockey-like
Exons: 1
Coding region: 1-1038 (345 amino acids)
Source: RefSeq, a predicted model, not a curated record
AUGAGAGAUGCCAAGAUUGUCACCCUCUAUAAGAAUAAGGGUGACAGAAGUGACUGCAACAACUACAGGGGCAUCUCUCUGCUUAACAUCGCAGGCAAGCUUUAUGCCAGCGUCUUGUUAGAGCGUCUCCAAAAGCUAGCGGAGCGUGUUCUCCCUGAGUCCCAAUGCGGCUUUCGCUCAGAACGAUCUACUAUGGACAUGAUCUUCUCUCUCCGCCAACUACAGGAAAAAUGCAGAGAGCAGCAAAUGCCCCUUUACAUCAUCUUCAUUGAUCUCACCAAGGCAUUCGACCUGGUCAGCAGGAAUGGGCUGUUUAACAUACUUCUGAAAAUUGGAUGCCCCCCAAGGCUGCACAGCCUGAUCAGAUCAUUUCAUGAUGACAUGAAGGCAACCAUCCAGUAUCAAGACAGUAUAUCAGAACCUUUCUACGUCAAAAGCGGUGUGAAGCAAGGCUGUGUCCUUGCUCCUACCCUGUUUGGAAUCUGUUUUUCCAUGCUCCUAAAACAUGCUUUUGGGACCGCUACUGAAGGGGUGUAUUUACACACCAGAUCAGAUGGGCGACUUUUCAACCUUGCAAGACUGAAAGCAAAGACUAAGGUGCACAAGGCCAUCAUUAGAGAUCUGCUCUUUGCUGAUGAUGCUGCCAUCAUCUCACACACUGAACAACAACUUCAGCGCCUCAUGGACAGAUUUUUCCAAGCAUGUGAUGAAUUCGGACUUACUAUUAGCCUGCAAAAGACAAAAGUGCUAAGCCAAGAUGUGGAUACUCCUCCUGUCAUUAUCAUUGACAGCCAUGUACUUUAUGUUGUCCGCCAGUUUACAUAUCUUGGGUCCACCAUCAGCGACAAUCUGUCCCUUGACACCGAGAUCAACAAGCGUAUUGGCAAGGCUGCAACAACCCUAGGCCGACUCACCACUCGUGUCUGGGGGAAUAGUAAGCUGUCUACUUCUACCAAAAUGGCAGUGUAUAAUGCCUGCAUUGUCAGCACUCUACUGUAUGGCAGUGAAACAUGGACAACAUAUACCAACCAAGAAUGA